AUGGCUGCGGUUGUGGCUCUUGGCGGAAUGCGAGGCGGACGACCGCGCAUGGUGAGGAAUCAUGAGAAGAAGCGAUUAGUCACUCAGUCGGUCGUGAAGGUCAAGAAUCUAGACGAGAGAGAUGCAUUUGGGGUCAAGGCGGUUGUAGCUGGGUUGCUUGCAUUGGUUCUGUUUGUUGGCGUGAGUGUGAAUGUGCUGCACAAGCAGCAGCGUAGGUUGGAGAUGCAGCAGAUGCUCUACAACCAGUGGGGCAUCCAUGACCACAACGAGCAUUGGGGUGGAGUCGGCAGUGAGAAUUAUCACACGGCCAAGUGGGACAACACGGGAUCGAACCAAGACUAUCACCCUCGAGACGGGACCAGCGCCACCGCCGACGCCAUGGAGCCGAAAUGGUGGAGGCCAGGACCAGGAGCGAACUCGGAGUACACCGGGCAUGACAUGGAUGGCGAGCUGUUCAACCCCCCCGACGAGAAGAUCUUCAAGCCCUUCUACAUGAAGUCUGUCGGCAAGGCCUCUACCCAGCAGCUCUUCGACGUUGAUGGCCCGUCCCCGAGGGAUCCCCCCAGGUCCUCCUGGGCUCGUGCUGGCAAGGGAACCACCAGCUGGAUGCUGAAACACGAGGGUCCUCUGCUGGCCUCCUCGCAAGAGAAACAUGAGAGCCCUCAUCCUCUCAAGGAUGUCACCGCCAUGCAAGUUCAGGUGGGUCCUUGCCUCCCCUGCGCUCUUUGA
Messenger RNA from Guillardia theta CCMP2712, 729 nucleotides. RefSeq lists its product as hypothetical. The coding region runs from base 1 to 729 and encodes 242 amino acids. The transcript has 7 exons. The record is from RefSeq and is a predicted model, not a curated record. NCBI's taxonomy places the organism in Eukaryota, Cryptophyceae, Pyrenomonadales, Geminigeraceae.